This is a messenger RNA of Rhizoctonia solani, 426 nucleotides long. RefSeq names its product Serine/threonine-protein kinase. The transcript has 5 exons. The record is from RefSeq and is a predicted model, not a curated record. Gene Ontology annotation, biological process: protein phosphorylation. NCBI's taxonomy places the organism in Eukaryota, Fungi, Basidiomycota, Agaricomycetes, Cantharellales, Ceratobasidiaceae. Gene Ontology annotation, molecular function: ATP binding; protein kinase activity. Bases 1 to 426 code for a protein of 141 amino acids.
AUGGAACACGUUGCACUUGACUUGACUGGACUAGUAACAAAAGUCCAGUCUGUUCCAUUCGCACGUGGCGGUUUUGCAGAUAUAUGGCUAGGUGAACUCAACUGGUUAAUCACGUCCCCUGUGCAACGGGUCGCUAUAAAAGUUCCUCAUGUCACUAGUAAGCACCUUAGAGGUACCGAACGUCAAGAAAUAGAGAGGAGACUCGCGCGGGAACUCAAAACAUGGCGCACUCUUCGACAUCCUAACAUUCUCCCACUACUUGGCACUUGCACGGACCUCGGAACCUUCCCUUUCGCACUACCAUUACCUUCGAUGAUCACCGAAUUUUGUCCUCUAGGCACGCUCGCGGACUACCUAGUUGAGCAUGAUGAGCCGAUCGAUGAUCUAGCUAUGGCAAGUAUCCAAUCCCAACGUCCUCCGGGGUGA